AUGUCGGAUGUGAGAAGAAGAGUCAAGGUGACGUGGAGUGACGACCUCAGCCACAACUCUGAGGAGGAGAGAGAGCGGGAGCGUCUAGCGCAACUGGAGAGGGAGCUAGCGGAGCAGCCAGUCAAACCAGUCUACGAUCUCCAAGAGUUACAGCAACUGGUGUCUUACGUCAUGAGAAUGACAACCCUCUACGACCUUAGAGACGAGGACUGGAACAAGGAGGCCAUCCAGGGCAUAGAAGACUGGAUAACAGAGCCAAAAGACCUAAUUCUCUGCAUAUACUACAAAGGGGAUAAACUAAAAGCUGCUUCAGACAUACCACUGUCUCCGGUUUACGACCUUACUUACUUCCUAAGACAACCUGACUACGUGUUCAAAGCUGAGACGUUUCAUGAUGAUAUAAUUUUUGGGACCUUCGUCGAUUCAGUCGAGUCGAACAUGAUACAAAUCCUAGAGUUAAUGUAUGCGCCGUAUUUCUUCGCUAUCACCACUUGGCCAGAUAGUGUAAAAAGUGAAUUCUGCUCCCAACUGCACACAUUCCUGGCGAAGCUGACAGAUAUGUACUACAAAAUGCUUGGUCUCACCGUCCUCUAUAUACCAAGAGAAGGCCAACAAUUGUCUUUUGAAGUGGCUUCUCUUGAUCGGGAGUUGGUGAAGAGAUUGGAAGGUGUAGUGGUUUAUUGGACACACCAGAUCAAGUCGUGUAUCGAAGACCAGGCCUCCGUUGCUUCGCAGAAGGAACUUUUAUGUCCGAGUGAUGAAUAUGAUUUUUGGGUUUACAGACAUGAAAAUUUAAACGCACUAGUUUACCAGUUGAAGAACCCAGCAGUGAAACACAUCACAAAGAUACUAGUGACAACUCACUCCACGUUUAUCCACCAGUUUCAAACGCUGUGCGACGAAAUAAUGCUUAAGAUUGAGGAAGCAACAUCGAACAUUGAGUAUCUUCAAAUUAUCAAGCAACCGUGUGCAGUUCUGGAAUGUGUUGUAGAUCCAGAUGAAAUAUGCAAGCACGUCCCAAACAUCAUAAACCUUUUCAGAUUCAUCUGGAUGCAAUCACCAUACUACAAUUCGGAGACGCGUAUAACGAAUCUGUUCAAAGAUCUGAGCAAUCAAAUCAUUAUAUUGUGCAGGAACUACAUUAAAUUAGACGACCUAUUUAGCGGGCAAACUAAGAAAGCUUUAGGGGAAUUCACUAAAUGCAUCGAUUGUUGUAAACAGUAUCGCGAGAUUUAUGAUCUGAUGUUCGAAGCGCACAGCGAAAAGGGACCUGGCACAUGGAAUUUGGACACGGGGUCGAUAUUCAAUUAUAUUGACUCAUUUGUCCAGAGGUGUUUUGAUAUGCUGGACGUUUGCAAUUGCAUGAUCAUAUUUGGAAGAAUCGACGAACUAGAAGUAAUAAACAAACCGAUGUUUAGUGGUGCACGCGGUGACCAGUUUGAAGCUAAGUGUGACCAAAUCGAGCAUAUGUUUCACGACGCCUUGGAUAAUGUCAAAGCAGUUACUCUUAGUAUACUGGAUGUUCAGGCGCCUUCUUGGUACGAUGAUAUUCUGCAGUUUCGAACUGUCAUUAAAGAUAUAGAGAUCAUAAUAGAAAACUUGGUUGAAACCGUAUUCGAAGGAGUCAACCACGUAGAGGAAGCCGUGGUUGCACUGUUCUCCUUGCAUAACUACUCAAAACGGAAGAAUCUUCGACGUAUAUACAAGAGGAAGACUGCAGAAGUAUGGGCGAUGUUCAGCGAAGAAGUUCAAGAAGCUAAGAAAGAAACUGUAUCAUCGAGAGGAGUUUAUCCUGCCGAUCUACCCUCGUUCGCUGGAAGAGCUGUUCUUUUAAGGCUGCGCAGAAAUCGACUAGCUUAUCUUAAAAAGGUUAUGACAGAUGCUUCCGUCUGGCUUAUGCCGUGCAGCAAUUCUGAAGACGUCAUAAUGCACGUAAACAGGCUUAUGGGUGCCAUCGACGUCGCGAUAAGGGAGCUAUGGAUUUCUUGGACGCACAACAUAGACGAAAAGUGUUCUGCCGGUCUCAAUAAAACCUUGAUGAGAAAGAGCGCUGAGAAUCCAGGAUUAAUGGAGUGUAAUAUUGACGUAAAUAUCUUGGAACUGUUUAAAGAAGCCAGCAACUGGGAAAAUUUAGGCCUUGAUAUACCGCUUCAUGCAUUUCAGGUAUACAUGAAGAGCAAGACGGUAUAUUAUGUUUACGAAAGCGUUUUGGCAGUUGUAAAGGGGUACAACAAGAUAAUAGACUCACUCUCGGAUCAGGAAAGGCUUUUGUUUAAGCCGCUCAUAUCCGCAUGUGAAAAGAAAGUCCAGCCGGGAAUUACAAAAUUGACCUGGACAUCAACAAUGUCUGAUGCAUAUAUUGCAGACUGCGUUUUACAAAUUGGUGAACUGCAAGAUUUUGUAACGACGUAUAAAAAUUGCAAUUUAAAUUUGGUAAAGAUAAUGGAAAAAGUUUGUGAUACCCCACUCAUUGAAUUUGAUAUCUAUAACGUUUUCGACAUAAAAGACCUUCGACACAAAAUAAGAGAAAUGGAAGAAGAAGCAGCUACAAAAAUACUGGAUAUGUACAAGGAAGUUGUAACUUACGUUAUAAUUGUGUAUGAAGGAUUUGAAUCAUAUAUAACACAGAUGGCCGAACACUGGAUUAAGUAUGUCAGGAGAUUUGACCAACUGUUAGAAGAUGCAUUACGAUUGACAAUUAAAGCUACCAUGCAAAACAUGUACAAAUGCGUACACGGUGACGGUACUAUGGCACCCUCACCGCUUAUCAAAAUGAAUCUAUAUUUAUCUGAUAAAAACCAUAUAAUUUAUGAUCCUACACGACAUGAACUGGAAGAUACAUUUACAACAGUUUUGGAGGAGAUAAUUCAUCUUAUGAGUACUAUUCCAAGAUUAUUUGAAAAAUUUGGAUUGCCCGCUGGUGGUCUUAAGAAGUUCAAAGAUGUGAUAACAAGUGAUACAGACAGUAACAAACUUCAAGCUUUGAUUGAUACAGAAAUUGAAUACAACGUUACUCUUGUAAAUGAACAUAUACGUCUGUGGAGUCCUUACUCUCAUAUCUGGAAAGUGGACAAAGAUGAUUUUAUGGUUAAUUAUAGAGAUGAAGGCCAUACAGCUGCAGACUUUGAUGCUUUAAUUAUCAAUUACAGUAACCUUGCUAACGCUGUGCAGAUACAAGAAACUGUUAAUCAGAUCCAUUUUAUAACUCUAAAUUCAAGUGAAUUAAAGAAAUCAAUCAUAGCCCAUUGCUUAGUGUGGCAAACAAAAUUAGGUGAAUUGUUAAGAAGAAUAACAGAAGCUGAUAUAGACGGAGUUUACGGUUAUAUUGAAAAAAGCAGCGCAGAUGCAAUGACCAUGCCCUCUAAUUUGAAAGAAUUAGCUUCUUCGAUGGCAACUUACGAACGUUUGAUCUCAGAAAUACCAACAAUAGAAAAGACAUUUCCUCCUAUCACAGAUAAAAUGAUGACUCUUGCUAAGUUUGAAGUGGAACUAGGACCUGAUAUGCCAACAAGGCAUGAAAAUAUUCCGGUGCAUUGGGCAGAAUAUUUAUUACUUCUUGAAGAGGCAAAAAAGUUGUUAGAAUUGAAUAAGGACAAGUUUAAAACUGAACUUUUGGAACAAGCUGAGGUGUUUAAAGAGCAAGCUAAAGAGUUCUGUGAAGAAUUUUAUAAUACUGCUCCAACCAGCACUGAUAUAAGUGGAAAAGAUGCACUAGCGCAAUUGAAAGCUUUUAGAGACCAACUAAAUGCACUUCGUUCUCAAGAACAACAGAUAAGAGAUGGACUAGCUGUUUUUAACUUAACGACGCCAGUGAAUCUCGAUCUUCAAAAGAUGGAGAAAGAACUGGAGAAACUGGAAGAAGUGUGGGGAUUGGUGUUUCAGUGGGAGGAGUCUUGGGAGAAAUAUAAAACACAAACGUUUUGGGAGAUGGAAACAGAUGAAAUGGAAGACAAUGUAAUGUUUCUGUUUAGAAAUUUUAACCGUCUCUCUCGUCAACUAAAAGACAAAGGAUGGGAUAUUAUUGACACAACUCGAGUUAAAGUCGAUGCAUUUCGACGAACAUUACCUCUGAUAGGAGAUUUGAAAAAUCCUUGUAUGAGGGAGCGCCAUUGGGACAGAAUAAAAGCUCUAAUGGGAGUCGAAUUUGAUCAAAAUUCUGAGGAUUUCAAGCUUGACCUGAUAAUGCGUCUUAAUUUUCAAGCAUUUGCUGAAGAUAUUGCAGAAAUAUCAAAUGCAGCAACUAUGGAGUUAAACAUAGAAAAUGGUCUUAAAGCUAUACGAGAAGUGUGGAAAAAUACGACUUAUGAAAUGCAGCAUCAAAAAGGAGAUAUGUAUAAGAUAAAAAAUGUUGAAGAAGUUAUGCAGUUUCUGGAAGACCAUCAAGUACAACUCUCUUCUAUGAAGUCUACAAAAUACGUCGAACCUUUUAUAAAAGAGGUAGACUAUUGGGAGAAGUCUUUGGGCUACGUAGCCGAGUGCAUUGAGAUCGCUUUGCAAGUUCAACGACGCUAUCUUUAUCUUGAGAGUAUAUUUAGUGGAGAAGAUAUUAGAAAGCAACUGCCAGCUGAAGUGAAGGUAUUUGAUGCUCUCACUGCAGAUUGGACUGAAAUAACAGGCAGCAUGUACGCUGGAUCUAAUGCAGUUGAAGCAUGUUUAUACAAACCUGCUCCGUAUGUUUUUAAUAAGCUAAACAAGAUGGUUGACAAUUUAGAUGGAAUAUUAAGAGCCUUGGAAAAGUACCUAGAGACAAAAAGACAGCUGUUUCCAAGAUUUUAUUUCAUUUCAAAUGAUGAUCUGCUUGAGAUUUUAGGAAAUUCAAAGAAACCGCAAUUAAUUCAAGUUCAUUUGAAAAAGUUGUUUGAUAAUGUUAAUAAAAUUAGAAUAGAUAAGCGUCGAGCCGUUGAGUUAUUGGAGACUCCACUAAGGGAUAAAGAAAAGCGAUGCAAGAGGAACCUUGCACUAAUGCAAAAAAACAAGAGCGUGUAUGAAGCCGAAGUACAACGCCAUAAUUGGAGAAACAUCUAUCACAUGGCACUGCGGCGGGCCAUCUAUGCUCACAGGUGGAACCAAGUUGCUUAUCUGCUGAGCAAGUCACCAAUUUGGGAGCACGAGAAGAGCGGUGAUUUACAUACUUAUAUUCGAGCAAUAACUAUACUGCUCAUGAAUCACCCUAGUGCAAAAGCUCAGUCGUUGUUGAACGACUACGCCCAUAUGAAUGCUUUAGGUCUGCCCGUAGCAAAGGCCAUGAUGUCUGAAGACGGUGAGUGUAUCGAAUGGAAGUAUAACUUGGUACUGGACGGGCCUGCUGAAGUAUGGCUUCUGGGGCUGGAGCAUACCAUGAGGGUUGUGUUACGAGACCAACUAAUAUUGACAAAGGCGGCACUGAGAAAAUGUCGAUAUCAGCGAGAGCAGUGGAUUAAUGACUAUCCAGGUCAGCUCGGUAUUACUUGCAGCAAGAUACAAUGGACCUCUGACUGCACUCGGACGCUUUGUCGCUGUGAAAUAAUGAAAGAAAAAAAGCCACUGAAGAAACUACGCAAGAAGCAGAACCAGAUCUUAGCAACGCUGCAGAUGAUGUCCAGGAAAGAGAUCACCAAGAUUCUGCGGUGCAAAGUGAACGCGCUGUGCGUUAUAGAGAUACAUUCUAGGGACACUGUGGAUAGGAUGUAUAAGAUGGGUUGCAUGUCAGUGACAGCGUUCGAGUGGUUCUCUCAGCUGAAGUUCUACUGGGACCGCGAACGCGAGGACUGCUACAUCAGGCAGACGAACACCAAUUCCAUCUACACUUACGAGUAUAUUGGCAAUUCGGGACGCCUCGUCAUCACACCGCUCACUGACAGAUGUUACAUUACCUUGACAACAGCACUUCACUUAUUCCGCGGCGGCAGUCCUCAGGGGCCGGCCGGUACCGGCAAGACGGAAACCACGAAGGACCUCGGCAGAGCUCUGGCCAGAUGGGUCGUUGUGACCAACUGUUCUGAUGGACUCGACUACAAGUCUAUGGCUAAAUGUUUUGCGGGGAUAGCUCAAAGCGGUUGCUGGGGCUGCUUCGACGAGUUUAACCGCAUCAACAUCGAAGUGCUGUCGGUGGUCGCACAACAGAUUCUCGCAGUGUUGCUCGCCUUGUCCCUCAACCAGAAGCGUUUCGUGUUUGAGGGCUCCGACAUCAAGUUGGAUGGCAACUGCGGCAUAUUCAUCACCAUGAAUCCUGGGUAUGCGGGUCGAACAGAAUUGCCCGAUAACUUGAAGUCAAUGUUCCGUCCGAUAGCAAUGUGCGUUCCUGAUUCACUUAUAAUCGCCGAGAAUACUCUGUUCUCGGAUGGUUUUACUGCGUACAAGAUUAACGCAAAGAAGGUCUUCACUUUAUACCAAUUGGCAAUGCAGCAGUUGUCAAAGCAGGAUCAUUACGAUUUUGGCUUACGCUCCAUGGUUGCGCUUCUUCGAUACGCCGGCGUUAAGCGGCGAGCCUAUCCGAAUUUACCCGAGCAAGAAAUGGUGAUCCUGGCCAUGCGUGACAUGAACGUUGCCCGUCUGACAGCAAAAGACGUGCCUCUAUUCGACGGUAUCAUGAGGGACAUAUUCCCGGACGUGGACAUCCCCACACUGGAUUACGAGAUGCUGGAGACCGCGAUUACCGCUGAGAUGAGAAUCUUGUCGCUGCAGCCCACUAAAGCAGCUUUGCACAAAGUUAUACAGACUUAUGAGACCAAAAACUCUCGACACUCCAGUAUCCUACUUGGAGAUACAAACACCGCAAAAUCAGUAUCCUGGAAGAUAUUAGCCGCGACCCUCAGCCGACUACAUCGCGAGAAAGUUCCCGGCUUUGAAAACGUCCAAACGUAUCCUAUGAAUCCCAAGGCGUUGACCCUAGGAGAACUUUAUGGGGAAUACAAUUUAGCUACGGGGGAGUGGAAGGAUGGAGUGCUGUCUUCUAUUAUGAGGACUACUUGUCAAGACGAGUCUCCCGACCAGAAGUGGAUCAUCUUUGACGGUCCGGUAGACGCGGUGUGGAUAGAGAACCUUAACUCUGUAAUGGACGACAACAAACUGCUCACUUUGGUCAACAGUGAAAGAAUAUCUAUGCCCUCUCAGGUGUCCUUGCUAAUAGAAACCCUGGACUUGGCCGUGGCGUCGCCUGCCACUGUGUCCCGUAACGGCAUAGUUUACAACGAUUACAAAGACUGGGGCUGGUGGCCUUACGUCAACUCGUGGCUGGAGUCUAUCACCGAUAUUGAGUACAGAGAAAGUCUAAGGCGUCACUUCUUCAAUAUCCUGACGCCAGUUUUAGAACUAAAACGCGUGCAUCUAGUGGAAGGUCAGAGUGUCAGGGGUCAAGAACUGACGGGUGUAAGAUCCAUGUGUCGCCUCUUGGGUCUGUUGCCCGCGCCACUGCCGCCCAUGCCUGACCAGGAGGAUAAUGAAGGCUUUUCCAAGAUGCGUUUCCUUUUUGCUCUGAUCUGGUCAGUUUGCGCCACUUUAGAGGAAGAGUCGCGACGUAAAUUCGACAAUUGGGUGCGAGAACACGAAGGCAUAUUUCCUCUCAAGGACACAGUGUAUGACUACUACGUGGACGAACGUCUACGACAAUUCAAGUCUUGGGAGGAUAAAUUACCGGACAAUUGGAGAUAUAAUCCUAAUUUAGGUUUCCACACUAUCCUGGUCCCUACGGUGGAGUUUAUCCGCGUGCAAAUGGUCGCGCUAGAGGCGGUCCGCGCAGGCCACGGAAUACUGGUCGGCGGUUCCACGGGUACAGGGAAGACAUUUCUACUUCAGGGUACCCUAGCCAGCCUUGAUCCUGAGAGGUACAGCACUCAAGUAAUAAACAUGUCCGCUCAGACAACGGCAGCUAAUGUCCAGGAUAUAAUCGAGGCGAGACUUGAGAAGAGGACUAAAGGAAACUAUGUGCCUGCUGGAGGCAAAAGGAUGAUAGCGUUCAUGGACGAUAUCAACAUGCCCGUGCGCGAUGAAUACGGUUCGCAGCCACCGCUGGAGUUGGUGCGGCUCUGGUACGACUACGGGUACUGGUUCGAUCGCCAAAAACAGUGGCGGAAGAAUGUUAAGGACAUGGUGCUGUGCGGAGCGGCGGGUCCUCCAGGUGGGGCACGGUCACCUCUACCGCCUCGCCUUCUGUCCUGUUUCCACGCCUUCUUCCUGCCGCCGCCGACGCAACAGCAACUCGUGAAGAUCUUCGGCACAAUGCUGUCGCAGCACUUGCAGGAUUUUGAUGAGGAGACCAAAACUGUUGGUAAAAUAGUUCUCCAGGCAACUAUCGACAUGUUCAACAAUAUAGUGGCGAAGUUAUUGCCGACACCCAGCAAAAUGCACUACCUGUUCAACUUGAGGGACAUUUCCAAAAUAUUCCAGGGUCUUUUGAGGAGUAAUAAAGACUAUCAAAACACUAAGCCCCGUUUCCUUAGACUCUGGGUUCAUGAGUGCUUCAGAGUGUUUAGCGAUCGCCUCACUGAGGAAAAAGAUCGCGAUUGGUUCAUGAAUCACAUAACUGAAAUGCUGGGGAAGCACUUUGAACUGACCUUCCACGCCCUCUGUCCCUCAAAGAGUCCACCAUUGUUUGGACACUUCCUCAACCCUUUUGAGGUGUAUGACGAUUUGAACGACCCUGCUGCACUAAGGAAGUACAUUGCCAAUCAAAUGGAAGAAUACAACAGCUGUCCAGGCGUGGUGAAAAUGGAUUUGGUGUUGUUCAAGGACGCGAUUGAGCACAUCUGUCGUAUCGUACGCGUUAUAUCGCAGCCGCGUGGGCAUAUGCUGUGUGUUGGCAUUGGGGGCUCUGGAAGGCAAAGUUUGACGCGAGUGGCUUCGUACAUCUGCGAAUGCAACUCUUACCAAAUAGUGGUCACGAAGACAUACGGCAUCAAGGACUUUCGAGAAGACCUUAAGACAUUGUAUACAAGCUGCGGCGUGGACACGAAGAAGACAACAUUCAUCUUCUGCGAUACACAAAUAGUGGAAGAGACGUUCACGGAAAUUGUCAACAACUUGCUCAGUAGUGGGGAGAUUACCAAUUUGUACAAGCCUGAUGAAUUUGAAGAUAUAAAAUCAGCACUCGAGAAGCCAAUGAAGGCGGCAAAUCUGAUGCAAACCAACGAGAUGGUGUAUCUUUUUCUGGUUGAACGAGUGCGGGCUAAUAUGCAUAUCGUUUUAUGCUUCAGCCCGAUUGGUGACGAUUUCAGGAAUCGAAUACGCCAGUACCCAGCUCUGAUCAACGCUACAACUACAAAUUGGUUCUUGGAGUGGCCGAGGGAAGCUUUGCUCGAGGUCGCCUACAAGUUCCUUGAGGGUGUUGAACUACUUGCUUCUAUUACUGGACCCAGAGUCCGCAGAAAGGAAUCUCUGGUAGAGAGUCGCGAGGACAUCAUGAGAGCAUCAGUAGCGUCAAUAAUGUCUCUGAUCCACUCGUCGGUAGGCCAGUACUCUGCCAAGAUGUGGCGAGAGAUGCGCAGGACAAACUACGUGACGCCCACCAACUAUCUGGAACUCGUAUCUGGAUAUAAAGAAAUGUUAAAAGCGAAGAGGAUUGAAAUAGCGCUUCAAGCUAACAAGUUGAGGAAUGGUUUAGGAAAAGUGGAGGAGACGACAAAGCUUGUGGGACAAAUGUCCGAAGAGCUGGCUGUAGCUCAGGUCCAAGUUGCGGAGUACACCGAACAAUGUAUCGAAUACAUGGGAGUGAUCAACGUGCAGCAACGUAACGCUGACGAGCAACAACGCAGCGUUGCAGCUAGAAGCAAGAAAACGCAAGAAGAAGAAGUUCAGUGCAAGAAACUUGCCGAAGCAGCCAUGAGGGAUCUAGCCAGCGCCAUGCCUGCUUUGGAAGAAGCUGUAAAAGCCUUGGAUGCUUUGAACAAGAAAGACAUUACUGAGGUGAAGUCGUACGCGAAGCCACCGCAAAAAGUGGAAAUGGUAUUAGAGGCAGUGCUCAUAUUGCUACAGAAAGAGCCAACUUGGGCGGAAGCGAAGAGGCAACUCGGCGAUCAAUAUUUCCUGGACCGUCUACGUGAUUUUGACAAGGACAAUAUAUCGGACAAAACUUUGAAAAAGAUCGGUACCUAUACCUGCAAACCUGACUUCGAUCCGGAGAUCGUAGGCACUGUGUCCCUUGCGGCCAAAUCACUAUGUUUGUGGGUUAGAGCUAUAGAGAAAUAUGGGAAAGUUUAUAAAAUAGUAAAACCCAAAAAGGAGCGUCUAGAAGAAGCGUUGGAAUCUUUACGGAUGAAACAACAGAUUCUGGCUGAAGCACGAGCUAAACUCAGGGAACUGAGUGAAAUGAUCGCUCGCUUACAGAAGGAGUAUGAUGAAAAAGUUGCUCAGAAAGAGGAACUAGAACGAAAAUCUAGGAUGCUGCAGCUAAAAUUGGAAAGAGCUGAGGCUUUAAUUACUGGACUCUCUGGUGAACGUGAGCGUUGGGAGGUGACUGUAGAGAGAUUGGACAAGGAGUUUGAAAACCUCCCGGGCGACUGUCUCAUCGCUACCGGGUUUAUCGCUUACCUCGGGCCCUUUGUCUCCGAAUACCGGGAAUCGCUUAUGUUUGAUUGGUUCAAUGAGGUGUGCAAUGAAACACUACCUGUGACUAUGGAUCUUAGCAUGAAGGUGUUUCUGCUUGAUGACGCAACGUUAAGAGAUUGGAACUACAUGGGUCUACCAGAUGACAACUUCAGCGCAGAGAAUGGCAUAAUUGUUGUCCGGGCUACUAGGUGGCCCCUUGCAGUGGACCCUCAAGGUCAAGCACUUAUUUGGAUAUCACGGCUUGAGGAGAAAAACGACAUUCAGAUUGUCGACUUUGGUCAACCGAACUACCUCAAGGUCAUGGAGACAUGCUUGUCGGCCGGUCAGCCUAUAAUUGUACAGAAUGUGGGCGAAGUUCUCGACCCUUCCAUCGCACCCAUCCUGGACAAGGCGAUCGUCAAGAUCGGACACGAUUUGGUCAUCAAGUUCAAUGAGAAAAUGGUGCCCUACAAUACGAAUUUCAAGAUGUAUUUGACUACUAAGCUAGGAAACCCAGUGUACACACCGGAGACUUUAACAAAGACAACGAUGGUAAACUUCGCGGUAAAGGAACAAGGACUGACGUCACAACUCCUUAGCAUCGUGGUGCGUAAGGAGCGACCCCAGCUCGAGACCAUGAAGGACAACCUUGUGAUGACCAUCGCGAAGAAUAAGAAGACGUUGGUCGAUCUAGAAAACGACCUGCUUCGCAUAAUGUACGAGUCUCAAGUGCCUCUAUUGGAAAAUGAAGAGCUUUUCAUAACACUGCAGACUUCGCAACGCACAUCGCUUGAGGUCAAAGAGGCUUUAAUCACUUCGCAGGUUACAGAGAAAGAGAUCGACACUGCUAGACAGGGCUACGUCCCCGUAGCAGUACGUGCCUCAGUGCUCUUCUUCGCACUGAACGAUCUGUCGCGAAUCGAUCCAAUGUACCAGUUCUCACUGGACGCCUACAUCGAUCUGUUCACGUACUCCAUCGACCGCAGCCCUAAGAGCGGCGAGCUCGAAGAUAGGAUCAAUAAUCUGAACGAGUUUCACACUUUCUCUGUGUACAAGAAUACUUGCCGGGCGUUGUUCGAGCGCCACAAGCUACUGCUGUCGUUCCACAUGGUGUCGCGCAUCCUGUUCCAGGCGGGCAAGAUGAGCUCGCACGAGUACCUGUUCCUCCUCAAGGGCGGUGUAGUGCUCGACCGCUCCGAGCAGCCAGACAACCCCACCAACUGGUUGCCAGAAGACUGCUGGGACAAUAUUACCGAGAUGGACAAACUUCCCGGCUUUCACGGAAUCACCGAUGCCUUCGAGAUCUUCUCGAAAGACUGGAAGGAGUGGUACUUACAUCCAGAGCCGGAGACCCAACCGCUUGUUGGUGAAUGGAAUGAUAUCUGCAAUGAAUUCCAACGCAUCCUGUUCGUGCGCUCUCUACGUGUCGACCGCGUUUCAGCAUGCAUCACGACCUAUAUCGUCAACGUACUCGGGCCGCGAUACGUUGAACCGCCCGUGCUUGAUAUCAAGGCAGCCUGGGAGGAAUCAACGUGGAAGACCUCGCUCCUAUUCGUCCUGUCACCCGGCGUGGAUCCCACUUCUGCUCUUAUCCAGCUCGCUAUAGACGUGAAGAUGUUUGACAAGUUCCAGUCGCUCAGUUUGGGCCAAGGCCAGGCCCCUACAGCUGCCAAGAUGUUAUCACAUGGCAUGAAAGAGGGGGGAUGGGUGUUUCUGGCCAACUGUCACUUGGCGUGCGUAUGGCUGGGCGCGCUGAGGGGGUUGGACAAUCCUCGCAUUCAUCCACGCUUUCGGCUCUGGCUUUCAUCUAUGCCUGAUGAUAAAUUUCCUCUCAAUGUGCUCCAAAGGUCCAUCAAGAUGACAACAGAACCGCCUCAGGGACUCAAAGGCAAUAUGGUCCGACUGUUUGCAAACCUGAACGAGGAUAAAUUCGACGAGGCCACGCCCAAAUACCGUAGGCUACUGUUUUGCGUGUCCUUCUUCCACUGUUCGCUAAUUGCACGGAAACGGUUCCGCCAACUGGGAUACAAUGCUGUUUACAGCUUCAACGAUUCGGACUUUGAGGUAUCAGACAAUCUUUUAGCCAACUACCUGGAAGAAUACGAGGAUGUCCCUUGGGAUGCCCUUCGCUACUUAUUCGCUAUCAUCAACUAUGGCGGGCACAUCACGGAUGACUGGGACAAACGCGUGCUGAUCGCUUACAUCAACCAGUUCUUUUGCGAAGAGGCUCACGACACACCCUUUUAUAGACUCUCGAGUAUCCCAGCGUACCAUAUACCGCGGGAUGGCAGUUUGGAGUCGUACCGGGAUUUCCUGGACCUCCUGCCAGGGUACGAGCGGGCGGAGUCCGUGGGACAACACGCUUCAGCUGACGUUGCUGCUUUGGCACAGGAUGCGCGUAUUAUGUGCUCAACGUUAUUUGCGCUCGCGUCUACUGGAGGCGGCGGGGGUGGUGGUGGAGAAGAUCAGAAGGUGGAUGAACUGGCUGCUGAGAUGCUGGUGAAGCUUCCGGCACCCAUCGACAUGGAGACCACGGAGCGUAUGAUGGGGCCGGAGAUCGUAAUGCCCAUAUGCGUCUCCUUGGUGCAGGAGAUCGGGUAUUACAACACCCUGAUAUCCAGCAUCGUCGCUGGUCUGAAGGAACUCCGUCGUGCGAUCGAAGGUUUAGUGGUGAUGUCAGAAAUGUUGGAGAUCAUGUACACGUGUAUAUUUGAGGGCAGAGUGCCAUCGUUUUGGCAAAGAGCUCGUCCGUCUAUGAAGCCGCUGGGCGCGUGGUGUCGGGAGCUGUUCCUACGCGGGAGUCACUUGGGCGCGUGGGCCAACGCUCCCCGCUCGCCCCCCACUUUGUGCUGGUUGCCCGCUCUGGUGGCGCCCACUGGAUUCCUCACCGCAGUUAUGCAGACCACAGCGCGAGGUGAAGGGUGGCCCAUAGACACGCUGUGUUGGGAGUUCACGGUAAUGCCGCUAGAGGAGAAUGCCUUCGUGCGGCCGCCCAGAGACGGCGGCGUUUACAUCAGAGGCCUGUUCCUGGAAGGAGCGAGCUGGUUCCGCAAGGACGGUCACCUACAGGAACCCUUGCCGAUGCAGCUGGUGUUCCCCAUGACGCCCAUACACUUCAAACCCGUCCGUGCCACUGGACGGAAGUUGAAAAAUCGCUACGUGUGCCCAUGUUACUACUACCCGCUGCGUAAGGGUGCUUUUGUAGUGGCCGUGGACCUCCCCUCCGGCAAGCAGACCUCCGACUUCUGGGUCAAGAGAGGCACCGCUCUCCUAUGCACCCUGGCCACAUAACCUGUGUUGUUUAAUGUUUUGAAUGUGUGUGUCACUUAAAAUAAAUAUAUAUUUUAAUGAA
Molecule: messenger RNA, 13852 nt
Organism: Pararge aegeria (speckled wood butterfly)
Lineage: Eukaryota; Metazoa; Arthropoda; Insecta; Lepidoptera; Nymphalidae
Gene: kl-2
Product: dynein heavy chain 2, axonemal
Exons: 83
Coding region: 1-13791 (4596 amino acids)
Biological process (GO): microtubule-based movement
Cellular component (GO): dynein complex
Molecular function (GO): ATP hydrolysis activity; minus-end-directed microtubule motor activity; ATP binding
Source: RefSeq, a predicted model, not a curated record